Exaiptasia diaphana is the source of this 2086-nucleotide messenger RNA. RefSeq lists its product as uncharacterized. Lineage: Eukaryota; Metazoa; Cnidaria; Anthozoa; Actiniaria; Aiptasiidae. The record is from RefSeq and is a predicted model, not a curated record. The transcript has a single exon. Bases 6 to 1283 code for a protein of 425 amino acids.
CCAUUAUGAAAUUACUUUAUUUAAAAAAGUACCGCAAAUUUCUCUUUAUGGUUGGAGUUUUGUUCUUCUACUUCUGCUACCGAUUCCGUCAUCAUUUUAAUCGAAACCAACCUCAAGGUAUGGCAAACGAUGACGUCAUAAGGAAAUCCCGUGACGUCAMCCAGAAGCUCACCAAGGCACAAUGUACAGCGAUGUUAUCAUGCUUAACAAACGGCACAUGGACAAUGAAAAAGGGUCUUAAAUCUGAAGAAAUCCGAAAGCGAAGCGACAUAGAUGCAUACAUGCUUGAGUAUCAAGGUUGGCCAAGAAAAUUAAGUCGGUCAGACUUGAAAUGCGGAAGGAAAUAUGGUCCCGUUGGACAAGAGAASGGCAURUCCAUUUGCGACGGACAAAGUGAACAUCCAUGCUGCAACGAGGACAAAGAAGCUUGUGGCAACACCMCAGAAUACUGCAACUGCGAAUCAUGUACAAAUUUCACUAAGUAUCUCCCUGCGGAAUUAGCGGAAUGGAAUGUCUAUGACAAAGCCUGCAAUGUGGAAAAAUUUGGGCACAAAGAGGCCUGUGAAUUUUUCAACAAGCACGUUUCUGAGAUGGUCUUUAUAGGAGAUUCUCUUACUCGUCAUAUUUUUACCGCGUUGGCAAUUCUGCUAACAAAUAAUUCUGCAACUGGAGCCCUAAGGCCUAACAUUGAUAAAAAACACAAACAAAACUGCCAAGGCGAGUUYCAGUUUAUUGAUGCAGGAAAGUUUCGUUGCCAUGUAUUUGUUGUAAGGCACUGGAAAGACUUAAAAAACGUUUGUGCUGAAGAAACCGUUAAAUUUAAAGUUUACCUUAAGGAGGCUUAUAAUUUUAAUCUUUUUCCAAGGGCAAAAAAAGCAGUAGAAAGUUUAUUAAAUAAAAGUGGCUCAGUGGUAGUGAUAAACGUAGGUCUGCACRURKKKCUGAAAUCGGACGAGGUUUUAGAAAAGUACGUUGGGCCUCUUGUAGAUAUGGUAGCCAAGAACGGUAGCGGUUGGCCGAAACUAAUCUGGCAUGAGCUACAUAGUGUGGAUAAUUUCAUUCGUUCUGAGAUCAAGUUAUUAUUUUCAAAGUGGAAUAAAUACAACGACCAGAUGDCUGAGUAUUUCAAGAAAGUAAAUGUCGAUGUUUUAGAAAUGUCGCGAUUUACGAAAAACAUUCUAAGUUAUGACUUCCGCCAUUUUGGAUUAGGCGGUAACAUGAUGAAAGUGCAAAUUCUACUGAACUAUCUCAAGAAAUGGUUUGAAGUCUGUCCAAAAUCGUGACAAUAAAAGGGCAUAUUCUUUCUUUUAUGUACUGAGGUUGAUGAGCAAUUCAGGCUGCUUUUAGUUACCUUUACGGUAAGACGCAAAACCAUGCGUUCUAAAGACCUGUUCAAAUUAAACUGCCACGUCCACGCAAAUUUGACUUGCCAAGAAUAAACCAUUUUAGCGAUCUCUUUUACGCUGUGUUAGCCUCACAACCAUGKAAUAAAUUCUUUUAUUCACAACAGCCCCUGCAAAUGCAAGAGACUGAUCCGUGAGCAUAGAAGACAAUGGAAAUAGCUUGAAAUCUCACGAGUUAAAUAUCUACAUCUCUGAAUAUUUUAUCACACAAUUGAGGCUAACACAGCGUAAAAGAGAUCGCGAAACUCAACUAUUGCUGAGUAUUCUAAUGGCAACGUUUGAUUUGCGCAAGUCCUAUAGCCAUGCACUGAACACUUUUAGAUCGCCUAAAAUUAAGAUGCAAGCCUUCCAAAAAAAAAAUUCACAAUGUAGCAGCUAGGAGCACAAAAAGUAACCACUGGGAAUCAAUGAAGAAACAUAUUGUACAAAACAAUGUUAGAGUGGACGCACUAAAUCUGUGAAACUAUAUAAAUAAUUGCAUGUAAAGAGUGUUGAUUAGGGGAAUCAGUGCUAGUAGUAGAGGAUACGAAUUUUUUUGUUUCACGCGGAUUGAGUGCGUUAUUGAAUGUUGACUCUCGAAUUAGUAGAAUAAUUGUUAAAAUAGCGUACUGAAGGAAUUUAUAGCCCUUGUAAAACUCAUGAAUAAUUAAUGAGGAAAACGCAAUAGAAAUCACAACCGUGAA